AGACGUCAAAUACUUGGUCAAGUUGCACGCAAUUGUUUCAGUUCUCUAGAACAAUUUCUUUUGCGACUAACAGUUCUCAGAUAAACAUUUCACAAAGAUGAUAAGCCAACGUUACUGUAAACGAUUCACCUUGAAGAUGGUAAAUCAUCCAUUAAGCUCUGCGUCGGAAUGUGAAACGGUAUUGAUGAACAAAUGCCAACGUGCAUUGGACGAUGGAACGAAAAAGGAUCCAGUUGAAAAAUUGCGUUUGCUAUGUUUGGCACAUGGUACAUCUGGUUUCGUGGGCUUGGGUCGUGCUUUUCGUCGAAUGGACGAUGAUGGUAACAAACAACUUUCACUCGAGGAAUUUACAAAGGGACUUCACUACCUACUGAUGGAAGUAACCGAUGAAGAAGCUAAAAAUAUUUUCAAACGUUUUGAUACCGACGAAAAUGUUUCGAUCAAUAUGUCGGAAUUUUUGAUCAAAAUCAGACCUCCAAUGUCGCAAAGCAGACGAAACAUAAUUGGUGUUGCAUUCAAAAAGUUGGAUAAAACUGGUGACGGGCAAAUUACCAUCGACGAUUUGAAACAUGUGUAUUCGGUACUUCACCAUCCGGAAUAUACUUGUGGUGAUCAAACAGAAGAGCAAAUUUUGGAUCGCUUUUUGGCAAAUUUUGAAGUUGGCGGUGUUGUAGAUGGUCAUUGGUCUAACUCUUUGGCUUCAAACAGUCGUGUCACCGAAGAAGAAUUUUUCAACUAUUAUGCUGGCGUCAGUGCAUCAAUCGAUAACGAUUUAUACUUUGAUUUAGUCAUGCGACAAGCAUACAAGUUGUAAACAUUGUGUGCAAUAUAAAUCCAUAUUUAAUCAACAUUGACACAAUAACCAUUACUAAAGUCACUAAC
Messenger RNA from Contarinia nasturtii (swede midge), 882 nucleotides. Its product is annotated as calcyphosin-like protein. Bases 98 to 814 code for a protein of 238 amino acids. Gene Ontology annotation, molecular function: calcium ion binding. NCBI's taxonomy places the organism in Eukaryota, Metazoa, Arthropoda, Insecta, Diptera, Cecidomyiidae. The record is from RefSeq and is a predicted model, not a curated record. The transcript has 7 exons.